AUGUAUCGCUACCGCCCCGCACACCGCCAGCUUUCGCGCGCAUCGCAUUCCUCCGCGUAUGACGCGACACUCGGAAACCUGCUCGUGGGGCAGCACACGCGCGUGAUAUUCCAGGGCUUCACGGGCCGGCUCGCGAGUGUGAAUGCGGCCGAGUCGCGGGCAUGGGGGACCAAUGUUGUUGGUGGUGUUUCGCCGCGGGUCGGGUUCCACCAGCACCCGGAGCUCGCGCACUUGCCGGUAUUUGCAACCGUCAGGGAAGCGGUGGAGAAGUUGAAACCGGAUGCGACGGGCGUGUAUGUUGCAGCGGGGCAGGCGGCCAGCGCUAUUGAGGAGGCGCUCGAGGCGGAAGUGCCCCUCAUCGUUGCGGUGGCAGAGCAUAUCCCGCUGCACGACAUCCUCAAGAUCCACGCAAUGCUCCGCUCGCAGUCCGUGUCCCGGCUCGUCGGCGCGAACUCUCCGGGACUCAUUUCGCCCGCGGGCACGUGCCGCAUUGGGUUCCAGCCACUGCCGUGCUUCACGUCCGGCACAGUCGGCGUUGUCGCCCGCUCGGGGACACUUUCUUACGAGGCGGCUGCGGGUCUCACUGCCGCGGGGCUCGGGCAGAGCACCUGUGUCGGGGUUGGUGGGGACGUUCUCCCGGGGACAGACAUUGUGGAUGGAUUGAAGUUGCUCAGCGAGGACCCGCAGACAGAGGCAAUUGUGCUCAUUGGUGAGGUCGGCGGGGAGCAGGAGAUGCGAGCCGCUCAUUGGGCAGAGGGGUAUAGGAAGGCGAAAGGCGCUGAGGCAAAACCGAUUGCUGGACUCGUCGCUGGGCGGACAGUGCAUCCCGGGCCAGACCGGGUGAUGGGCCACGCCGGGGCAUGGCCUGCGCUGGGCGAGCCAACAGCGGACGAGAAGUUCCAUGCGCUAGAAAGAGCCGGCGUCACAAUGGUGGACCAUCCAGUUAAGUUUGGGCGCGUAAUGAAAGGCCUGCUCUCCGGAAAGCGGGGAUAUCACACCGGUGCCCGGCGCGCGCUACACGUGCAAGCUGGACCACUCGUCGACGGGCUACCGGGCCUGGCCACCACCGAUGUUGAAGCGACGCACGAGCUUGAACUCACCGUAGACCGAACAGCGGGCUCGCCGUGCUUUAUUCUUGCACGCAUCUCCCCAGUCUCCCAAAUCACGCGCUUCCCAUUCGCCUACCACGCCGCGGCCCCUCCAACAAAGGACAUUGCAGGUAUAGCUGACUAUCUGGGCAUGCCCCAGCGCGACGUGACUCUAGCGCGUCUACUGCACACUUUGCACGACCUGUUUAUCCAACACGAAGGUGUCUCCCUGCGUGUCAGCCUCGCUAUCGACAACGGCAGUCUAGCGGUUAAAGACCCCAGAUUCGUAUUCGAUGACGCUGCCUUCCGCUCCGCUGGCCGGCACGCUGCCCUGCACUCGUCCACUGUGUCUAACCCAGACGGGAUGGUCUACCUCCCGCUCGGCCCUCCGAAAUCCCCGGAAUGCGCCAUCGGGACAGUCGUCAACGGUGCCGGGCUUGCACUCAACACCGUCGACGUGCUCUCCUCCGUCGGGGCCCCCAUCCAGGCAGCAAACUUCCUCGACACGGGCGGGAAAGCCACCGCCGAAACGAUCGGUCAUGCGUUUGGCCUGCUGCGGGCCGAUAACAGAGUUAAAGUGGUGCUGGUGAAUGUCUUUGGCGGGCUCACGCAGGGCGCGGUGAUCGCAAGGGGCGUGGUGGCCGCGGUGCGGGAGCUCCGGGCUGCAGAGGGAGAUUCGGCGGAGGCGAUGCCGGUGGUGGUGCGGAUCCGCGGGACGGGCGAGGAAGAGGGCGCACAACUGCUGAGGGAAGCGGAACUGAAAGGGGUGUGGGUCGAGCCGGAUUUUGAUAAUGCGGUGGAGCGGUGUGUAGAACUUGCGAGGGAGCAGAUGUGA
This is a messenger RNA of Mycena indigotica, 1923 nucleotides long. RefSeq names its product Succinyl-CoA ligase subunit alpha. Gene Ontology annotation, biological process: tricarboxylic acid cycle. Bases 1 to 1923 code for a protein of 640 amino acids. The record is from RefSeq and is a predicted model, not a curated record. Gene Ontology annotation, molecular function: succinate-CoA ligase (ADP-forming) activity; succinate-CoA ligase (GDP-forming) activity. NCBI's taxonomy places the organism in Eukaryota, Fungi, Basidiomycota, Agaricomycetes, Agaricales, Mycenaceae. Gene Ontology annotation, cellular component: mitochondrion; succinate-CoA ligase complex (ADP-forming). The transcript has 3 exons.